UCUCUGAAGAAUCCUAUAUCCUACCCUCUAGAAUUUCUGACUCUCAGACUGGUUUCACAUGACUAACCUGCAACACCCUCAAAAGUCAGGACACAAUAAAAGCCAACCUCCCUUUCCCUCUCUCUUUCUGUCGUGGUAAAAAAGCUAACUCCUCUCUGCCACCCUGCCACCCAUUUUCAGGUACUAUUGCAGCUCCCAUUCACCUAAGCUAACCCCCUCAUUCACUAUCUCACUCAAAAAGAUUCCUUCCUUUUACCCUCGUCUCCCCUUUCUCCCUCUUCUUAUUAAACAACCACCGACUCCCUCAAUUAUUUCCCUAUAAUUAUUCUGGCUCUCCCAACAAUGGAAGCUUUUAGCUUGCUCAGGUACUGGAGAGGUGGUGGCGGUGGUAGUGCUGCUAUCGGUGGUGGUGGUGGUGGUGGGUGCGGUGGAGAUGGUUAUUGUAACGUACGCGCCACUAAAAUUGUCACUGCUGUGUCUCCAAGCAGAGCGGAAACUGAUGAUGAGAAUGAUGACGAUGAUGGGCCUUUUUUUGACUUGGAGUUUGCAGUUCCUGAUGAAGAAGAGGAGGGAGGAGACGGCAAAGAAGAGAACAAAGGAAACAAUGGGGCUGAUUCUGAAGAGGAAAACGAUGCUGCUGACACUUCUGACGAGGAUGAGGUUGAGGAUGAUGACAUUGACGAAGAGAGGGAGAUUAAUUUCACUCUCUCUUCGGCUUCUAGCAAUGACAGGAGUGAUCUAAAUCUUGCUCUUUCUCCUUCUGAUGACUUGUUUUUCAAAGGAAGGCUUGUGCCCAUUGAGCCAUCUUCACUUGAGCCAAACUCAAAAUCCUCUCAGUUUUCGGUGUCUUUUCUAAAAUCUGCUGUAAAAUUUCGCGUAUUCAUGUUGGGAUUAAAGAAGAAACCAAACACUACAACAACAAAUGAAAAGGCAGAAGCUAAUGUGGUGCCGGCAUUAGCUUCUUCUACUCCCGAACUGCAAGGGGAGAAAGAUGAGGAAAAUGGCAAGCAGAGUAAGCUUUUUACUGUGAAAUUUAAGGUUGAGGAAGUUCCUGUAAUGUCUUUGUUUACUAGAGAGAAUAGCAAAAGUAUCAAGUCAUCGCAGAAGCAGAAUUCUACAGAAGAAUCAACUGCUUCAGCUGCUGGUGUUGCUUCUUCAGAUGAGAAGCUGAAAUUUUCAAAAGAUGUAAUGCAGAAGUACUUACAGAAAGUUAAGCCUCUUUAUAUCCGUGUUUCUAAACGGUAUGGAGAGAAGCUGAGAUUCUCUGGUCAAUUAAGUUUAGGCUCUGGGCAAAAAACACCGACUGCUCCGCCGCUAUCCACGGUGACCCAGAAAACAACAACGGCUGAUAAAGUUGAGAAGGAGAAGGAAAGUCUGGAAGAUCCGGCAGUGGCAGUGACCGAUCAUAAGGGUCGAAAACAGGGGAAUUUGCCUUCUGGGUUGAGGGUUGUGUGUAAGCAUUUAGGGAAAAGAAGAUCAGCUUCGUCGGCGGCGGUGGCAGCGGCUCCUCCAGGUCCUGUUUUGUCAAAUAGGAGAGAUGAUUCGCUGUUGCAGCAACAUGAUGGGAUCCAGAGUGCUAUUCUUCAUUGCAAGAGAUCAUUCAAUGCUUCUCGAGAUUCUGAUUCUUCUGUGCUCUCAAGGUCAGUGAGUGAUCCUUCACAUGAGAAAUCAAUAGAAAUAAUGUCAAGUCAUCAGAUCAUGAAGGGAAAGGUUCUUCUGUGGACCCAAAGAAGGCAGGAAAAUGAGAUUGAUUGAUCAGAGAUUGAUGAUGAUCUUCUGAGGAUUCUGUAAAGAAAAUGAUGAUUUCUGAAAUGAGCAGCAUGGCUUGGAAACCAGUUAAUCAGUCCACUCUGUUUUAUUUUUUUAAUUUUAUGAACUUGCUCGUCUGUAAAUAUGCCUUCUUUUGGAGGAGAUUUUGGUUAGUGAUUCAGCUUGAUGUCUAGCUACUGAAUCAGUAGUUUAUGAGUACUUUGCUAGCUAUUACUACUCUGGAUGUGAAAGUGUGAUUAGGCUUGGUUCGGUAAUAGUUUCGACCUUGUUAAAAACAUCAAAAAGAUGUUUUUUUGAGGUGCUAACUGCAAGUUGCAUCUAAAAACAAGCGGGCACUUGGUAAUGCUUAUGUAUC
Messenger RNA from Populus nigra (black poplar), 2125 nucleotides. RefSeq names its product probable membrane-associated kinase regulator 2. Bases 343 to 1755 code for a protein of 470 amino acids. The transcript has 2 exons. The record is from RefSeq and is a predicted model, not a curated record. Gene Ontology annotation, cellular component: plasma membrane. NCBI's taxonomy places the organism in Eukaryota, Viridiplantae, Streptophyta, Magnoliopsida, Malpighiales, Salicaceae.